Messenger RNA from Raphanus sativus (radish), 1924 nucleotides. Its product is annotated as zinc finger CCCH domain-containing protein 58. The record is from RefSeq and is a predicted model, not a curated record. Gene Ontology annotation, molecular function: mRNA binding; metal ion binding. The transcript is spliced from 7 exons. NCBI's taxonomy places the organism in Eukaryota, Viridiplantae, Streptophyta, Magnoliopsida, Brassicales, Brassicaceae. Bases 272 to 1639 code for a protein of 455 amino acids.
AAGAAAGAUCAAACCUUUCCUUCCAAAACAUCUCAGCCGAAAACCAAAACUGAACUUAACCCUAAAAACAAAAAAAAUAAAAAAACAAAAGUCUUCAGCUCUAAGCAAAAGAGAUCAAGCGACUGAGAGUGGUGUAGAGACAGAAACUAACCACGAUCUGUGGUUUCUUCCCCAACACUCCCACUUGAUCGGACCUCGACAUUGCUGUGUUCUGUGUUUCCCAGAGUUCCAGACGAAAGAAAAAACAGAGAGAGGUUAGGGUAAUAAAAUAAUGGAGCGGUACGGUCGCGCCGGCGAACAAGGAUCGCGGUCGGAUCCAUCACUUGAAACCGGUAUACAAGGUUCGAUGUGGCGGUUAGGGUUAGGAGGCGGUGGAGGCGAAUCGUACCCGGAGAGACUCAGUGAGCCGGAUUGUAUCUAUUACUUACGAACCGGUGUUUGUGGGUACGGGUCAAGAUGUCGGUUCCAUCACCCACGAAACCGUGCUCCAGUUUUGGGAGGUCUCAGAACAACAGAAGCUGGAGAGUUCCCAGAGAGAAUGGGGCAGCCCGUGUGUCAGCAUUUUAUGAGAACGGGAACAUGUAGGUUUGGUGCUACUUGCAAGUAUCAUCAUCCUAGACAAGGAGGAAGAGAUUCUUUUACUAAUCCUGUCUCAUUAAGUUACAUGGGGUUUCCAUUACGCCCGGGAGAGAAAGAAUGUUCCUUCUACAUGAGGACAGGUCAGUGUAAAUUCGGUUCCACCUGUCGAUUUCACCAUCCUGUUCCUCCUGGUGUACAAGCUCCAUCUCAUCAGCAGUUAUCAACUGGUUCAGCUAUUUAUCCACCUCUUCAGUCACAAUCCCUUCCUUCAUCGCAGCAAUUUGGAGUAACUAUACCAAGACCUCAACUCUUACCAGGCUCAUAUCUUCAAAGCCCUUACGGUUACAACCAAAUGCUUCUUCCUCCUCCUCCUCCUCCUCCUCCUGGUAUGGUUCCAUACUCAGGCUGGAACCCUUACCAGGCUUCUUUAAGUACAAUGCCUUCUCCUGGGACUCAACCGUCUAUGGGAUCAAGCUCUAUUUAUGGAAUUAGACCGUUAUCUCCUCCAGCGCCUGCGUAUCCAUCUUCAAAUAAUGAACAAACUUUUCCUCAGCGACCUGGACAACCUGAGUGUCAGUACUUUAUGAGAACAGGAGACUGUAAGUUCGGAACCUCUUGCAGAUUCCAUCAUCCUCUGGAAGCAGCAUCUCCCAAGGGAGUUUCCCUCAGCCAUAUUGGCCUCCCACUUCGUCCUGGCACAGCGCAGUGCAGCCACUUUGCUCAACAUGGGUUUUGCAAGUUUGGGCCUGCCUGCAAAUUUGACCACUCCAUGGCCUCUUCUUCACUAAGCUACAGCCCCUCCGCUUCUUCCCUCACUGACAUGCCGGUGCCUUACCCUCUUGGAUCCUCAUCGCUCCUCACAUUAGCUCCGUCAUCAUCAUCAUCCAUGUCUGACCAACGCACAGAGCUUCACUCUUCGAGCUCCAUUAAACCCACUAACACAACAAGUGGUGGCUCAGAAACUUUGGCUUCUUCUAUGGCAAGUGGUGUGAGUCACUCAGAGUCUGCUGAGUCCAAAAAUGGUGACUCCGCUAGCAUUGAGGUUAAGACUUCAAGUUAAGUAGAGAAUAGAAUCUCUCUCUAUUCUUCUUUGACUAGUCUCUCUUUACUCUCCUUCUCUUCCUUUUUCAUCACACUUUCAUGAACUCAAGAACAUAAGAUUUUUUUUUUUUUUUGGGUGGAGACAACAAGAAGCAAACGUUGAGAGAAACGAAAGCAGCUCUAGUUUUAUUUGUUCCGUCUCUCCUCUUAUGUCUCUCUUACCAUGUUCAUAUGAUUCCUUCAUGCAUCCAUCUUUCUCUUAUAUCUUUUCUUAAAAAAACUUUUCGAAGUUAUUAUUUAUAAA